Messenger RNA from Mya arenaria, 4512 nucleotides. RefSeq names its product centrosome-associated protein CEP250-like. NCBI's taxonomy places the organism in Eukaryota, Metazoa, Mollusca, Bivalvia, Myida, Myidae. The transcript is spliced from 6 exons. Bases 435 to 2336 code for a protein of 633 amino acids. The record is from RefSeq and is a predicted model, not a curated record.
GUUCGAAGUAGUUAAAAUUGUUACUCGGAAUAAAAUUUAAUUUAUUUUAAAGGUUCUUAAAAUACGUCAUUUUAAAUGAAAAUAGCUCUAACUUGAGCAUCUCUUGCCUGAUUCCGUUGCAUAUAAAUAGUAAGAAAUAGAGCGUGGCAGAUUUCUGGCACGAUGUUUGGUUAACCAACAUAAUGGCGAUCAGGUCAGACAGUUGAUUCUAAUAUAUAAACGUGUUCGCUAAAGUUUAGCUAUCUUUUAGCUAAGUAGGUUACUAACUAAUCGUGGACGACGGACGACUGACGAACAACUUAUAAAAGUCGAUCGCACCGAAAUGCUCACCUUUGACCACGAAGUGCUCAGUUAAAUACCGUGAGUCUCCAAUGUCGGACAGUAUGACGUCAGGUUAACGUCACUAGCGUUUUAACGCGCAGACUAGUCCGCAAAUGGCUUCAUACAAAGACAUUUUAAAGGAGAAGGAGAACCACAACUGGUUCAAAGGUGCCCUCGCCCUCAGGCUCACUAAGGCCGGUCUACGAGGCCUUGUUGAUGGGGAUUCCUGUCGCCUCCAGCAAAAGAUUCACUCUUCAGUCCUCCAGGCCAGGAACUUAACUGCUGGAACAACAUGCAAACUUUGUCUGACAGAGAAUCUGUUGCGAUGUCCUACAAAUGGACUGUGCACACAUCCCCGAAACUGCAAGUAUCACGACUCUCCAUUGAAGAUGCCUCGACGUUGCCCUACACAGGUAUGUGAUGAUUUUCGGGAUAAAAUAUGCGCAGUCCACAUAUAUGGUCGACCGUCCUGGAAGAAUACCAAUGCCGACCAAUGGUGCACGAACCAUUGGCAAGUGGCCAAAUGUUUUAUGCCACCCGACGGCUACAAAGAUGUGACUUCAUUCGAAGAGACAGACUUCAAUGGCAUCAUUAGCGUUAUGGUUAACUGCAGCGAGUUCCAAAGGAGUUUGUCAUUCAAUAUCUCCAGCAAGUCAACCGCAUUAACUGAGGCUCGGGAGAUUGGCCGCCACAUUCGCCAUUCCUCAGAUCUCAAGGUGACAGACACAGAUCUAGCUGACUACUUCGCCUCUCUGAACUCGCUUCUGACAGACUCUAAAUUUCUGGCUAGUGACAACGAUGCCCAGCAAGCUGUCCUUCAACUGAAACAGUUAAAUCUUGAAAAAGGCCCUCUUUCAAUGUCGAUCGAAGACGUUCGUGAACUACUAAAAGAAGCUAGUGCGAUGAUAGAAGUUGGCAAGCGUGAGUUAGCGGAGUCUGCGGUAACAGGGAAGCAAGAUCUAGAAGUCGUGGUGUCACAGGGUAAAACUGUUAUUGAAACUGGUAAACGUGAGUUAGCGGAGUCUGUGGAAACAGGGAAGAAAGCGCUAGAAUGCGUGGUGUCGCAGGGUAAAAAUGACAUUGAAACUUGCAAACGUGAGUUAGCCGAGUCUGUGGAAAUAGGAAAGAAAGCGCUAGAAGGCGUGGUGUCGCAUGGUAAAAAUGACAUUGAAACAUUCAAACGUGAGUUAGCGGAGAUUGCGGAAACAGAGAAGCAAGAGAUAGAAGGCGUGGUGUCCCAGGGUAAAAUUGACAUUGAAACUGGCAAAUGUGAAAUAGAUGAAACGUUGUCUAAAAGCAAAGCGGUCAUCGAAACCGGGACUCGUCGACUGGAAGAAAAAAUGUCCGAGUGUCAGACAGCCCUCGAAACCGGGAAGCGUCAAUUAGAAGACGCAAUGACAACUGCUAUGAAGAGGGGGAAACUUGAGAUUGAAGACGCGGUGACAAAGAGCAGAGCCGUUGUUCAAGUCGGUAAACGGGAGUUGCAGGAGACCUUGCAGUUGAAAAAAGAAGUUUCUUCCCCGUCAGAAGCAGAACAAAUAAAAGAUCUACGUCAACGGCUAGUCAAGUACUAUCAGAAGCAGCUCAACAGCGCGUCCAUAUCGCCCCUGCUGUCGGACAAAGACGAGAGACUGGACAAGUUGUACGUCCCUCCAAAUAUCGUGGAGAAAGACCACAGAAGAAUUGGAGCCGAUCGACAACAAAACAGCUCUCCUAGUUCCUCUUACAAACAAAUCUUUUGUACAGAUGAGGGGUUGGCCAAAACCGUUUUCGUUGUCGGUGAGGCCGGGAUGGGAAAGACAUUAUUUUCCGCUAUGUGUGCUAUGAAGUGGGCUACACCGUUCUCUGUUUCGAUUAGAGACAGCAGAGAAAGGGGUUAUGAUCAGAGUGAAGAAGGGAACGAUUGUUUUGAACAGCCACUAUUGAACGAUCCCGUACUAAGAAAUGUUGAAUGCGAAUAUAAAAGAUACUUACUUUCAUUGUCUUAUGGCGAUAGGGAUGGAUUGCGUAGAUAAGUGUCACAUCCCGAAUAUACUCCUUUUAAAGAUGAUGACUUUUUUAAAAGCAUCGAGUUUAUGUUCCACCUUAAACUAAGAGAUAGCUGUGAAACCUGCGAACUGUUGGACAUGAUUCGAGAUCAGCUGAUCAACAGAAUUUACCUGCCAUACUACAACAUCGUCUUGAGGCUUGCUCAACUUGCCUUUGAGAAAUUAUUUUCGACAAACCGAAAAUGUUCCCUGGUUUUUCAAAAUGUUGACUGUUUGACACCAGAAGAACUCCAGUUCGUUUUGAAAUCGGGUUUUAUGCAAGAAACCAAGUCGCAGUCUUUGAUAAGAAAAUCAUCGAAUUUCUCAUUCUUCCACAAAACUGUACAGGAGUUCUUUGCUGCAGUUCACAUUUCCUACCACACCAAAGAGAUUCAAAGUGUAAUAAAGCCAUAUUUUCAGGAAGCAAUGCAGGAGUUCUUAGCUUCAUAUUACAACCCCUGUAAGUACUGUUCAAUGAUAAUGCCAGAUGUCUCGCAGCUUUUUAUCAUCAUGUGCGGUUUAAACAGUGAAGUUGCACAACAACUGGCUGCCAUGAUGUCUCUUAGUUUACUGGAAAACUGUGAUAAUGACGACGGUGGGCUCGAUCUAGCUUGUGAAGUACAACAAACACUUUGUUCUGGCUUUAUAGAGGCCAAAGCCAACAAUGUGGAUAAUAUUCAACUACCCCUCUAUUGCCUUUGUAUUGUUAGUUAUAUUAGAGAUAUUUCGACGUUUAAGAUCUUAAUAUCGAUGAACAAGUCUCAGAUACGAAAUAUACAAAUCGAUGGAUACGAGGAAGAAAUCAGCGAGGAGGAGCUCCAGGAGGUGUUUACCAGCUCAAUGAACUCUAUCACCCAUGUUCAAAUAUGGAAUCGUGCUGGACAGUAUGACCUUUCUGCAUGCAGCAGUCUUCAACAUUUGACAAUAUAUGGAUCUGAAACAUCGAAUGUCAUGACCAAUACGAUGAAUUUAGUUUCAUUGCGUUUAAACAAUGUUUCGAAAAAGGUUAAACGUAGUAUCAUCAAGUCACUAGAACAAGGAUGUGAGCAAUUGGUGAGGUUUGAUGUAGAUAAUCUUACUAACAUCAGUUUAUUCUGUCAGACGCUUUCCCGGAUGUACCAAUUAGAAGACUUAUCUAUACAACAGACUGACCUCGGUGAUAACACUUUGCUCCUUCCUGCCUCUGUCGCGAGUGUUAGACUGACCGCGGUGACAAUGAUCGCUCUGUGCUUUAGGGGGCUGGUGGAGAGGCUAGAGAACUGCCCUCACACUGUUGAGUGUUCGCUGUGGGAUUUCGAUGUUGAACCAGUCACAGAGUUUGAAGAAAUUAAACGGGAUAUACAGACCAGACGCAUAUUUUGUAUUGAAACAAUGAAUGAACCAGAUAUAUAUAUAAUUUUCGUACAAAACUAUAACAAAGCGUUUGGAUAAUACCAUGUAACUCUGUUUAUGUAUAUAAUAUGAAAUAUUCGAUUUAUAUUGAAUAUUGUGCGUUUGAUAUACUGUAGAACCAAGUCGUAAUGUCUCCUGUAUCAUUGAAUAUAUUUUAAUAACUUUGAAACCAAAAUAUAGUUGUGGAUAGCACAAAUUGCAUUGAAAGAUGUGUAACAUAUCAAUGAGUUCAAUAUUUUAAAGAAUAUAUUUUAAUUUGAAAGGCUUUUUCUUUUCAAGAAAUCUUUAAAUACAAGUGCCAUAUCGUUUUGUAAAGUAUCCUUAUAUGAGUCUCUUAAUACUUGAAAUAGCCAUAAAUAGCUUGGUCAAAUGUAACUCACUUCAGAUAUAUUAUAUAAUAAUUGAUAUAUUGAUAUCAUUCUAAACCAAAGCCAAAUCACUGAUUCUAGAGUAUAUGGAACACAGAGCACUUUUGAUAUGAUAAACAGGUCAGAAGACAAGAAAUCUGAUUUUAUGGAGUCGAAAUCAACAUUAUUUAUACUGUGUAUAGAAAUAAGAACAUAGACACAUUACAGAGAAUAAUAAUCACCCAAAAUGAGACAAUAUCAAGGUCAUGCCAUAUUUUGGUGUUUGAAAAUGUUUUGUUCUAUAUAAACGAACACGAAGACCGUCUAGGAAAACAAAACAAACAAAAAAACAUAUCUUUUAGCGAGAACAAAUCAGCAGUUUUUUUAAAUGGUGUCGUAAUAAUAAUUUCAACCUGAUGUAUUUG